Molecule: messenger RNA, 2549 nt
Organism: Gadus macrocephalus (Pacific cod)
Lineage: Eukaryota; Metazoa; Chordata; Actinopteri; Gadiformes; Gadidae
Product: low affinity immunoglobulin gamma Fc region receptor II-like
Exons: 6
Coding region: 538-1461 (307 amino acids)
Source: RefSeq, a predicted model, not a curated record
CAGUAAAUUUGGGUAAGAAUCCUUCUGAGCCUGCUGUGACUUUUGUUUCCCCUAAGAUCUUUCCAGCAGUGGUGCUGAUGUAUGUGUAUGAAUGCUGAUGAUUUGCAUGUGCACAGUGCGGAAACAUCUUUAUUUGAUAGCAGAACAAAACAAUCAAGGCUGAUUGCAGUGAUGCAAGCAGGAGAAACGCUGCAGUAACCUGUCACUGGCCAGUAUUGGCCAGGGGGCGGCUUUUCCUCUGGGAAAGGGGUUUGGGUCGAACUGUCAGAGGGUACAAAUCUGACUGGGAGCAGUCUGAGGGUAAAUAGUGCAUAGUGCAGGGGGGGUAUGAAAAUACAGUGGCCUUGGCUUGAUUUAACCUUGUUGCCCUCACAACUUACCAACUUAUUGUGUUGACAUUCACUGCGGUACAGUCAGUCAAACAUUUGAAAGGGAACCUGGUACUUCCUCCCUCAUUCAGGAUGAUAACACAAACCUGCCACUCUUACCUGAUGAGAAGACAGUGCAAUCAGGAGUUCAGUUGACCAUCGUACCAAGAUGCUGCGUUGGUCUCUUCUAUUACUCUUCUUGUCUGCAACAGCAGGUAAUUUCCAGAGUGUUGUUGCAAAGCCAGUGAUUAAAAAGGAGGGGGAUGAAGUGAAGUUAACAUGCAAUCUGGUAGGAAAUUUGACAAUUUCUUGGUAUUAUUUCAACCACACUCUGGGUGGAUACCGCAUUGUAGGGGGAGAUCUAUACCACAUUGUAGGGGGAGAUCUAGUCUUCCAAGCAACCGUUGAGAGCUCUGGGAAAUACCUAUGUUCUCAUGAGCCAGACGAAACACCUUUCAGUCACGCUUUCAACCUCACCGUAGUAGAGCGAUUGGCGAAGUUGGAGGUGUCGGCCACUCCCUCCCACCUCGUUGUCAUGGAGGGUCAACCCGUGGUGCUGAAUUGUCAUGCCCCCACCUCUUCACUCGCUGUCAACUGGUCCUGGCACAUGACACCUCUGAACAGAUUGGAAAUUAACGUGAUGUACACUGGGAGGGAUGUGGUCAUCUCCAGGCCAGAGGACAGCGGUUACUACCACUGCAUGGCUCAGAGCCUAGAGAUGGGGAUCAAUCAAACGGUGAACAGCUCAUCAUUCCUGAUUCAGGUUUUGGCCAUGCCAAAGACGGGACUGGCUCUUGUGGAUCAUUUGGGUCUGGCAGGCUUUGGUCUGUCUCUCCUGGGUUGGCUCAUCCUGCUUGCUGCUUUGCUGUUUGCCAGGGGGGGUUAUGCCACCUGUUGCACGCUUCUGGAGGAAGUGAUAUCCACAAGUGCCAAGGCUAAAGGUUUGACUGGAUCUAAAAUGGCCACAAGUGAUGGCCUGCCACAUGUUGAAAGUCAAGGUAACUACAUGAACUACACCGGAACCAACCUAGCCUACGGAGACCUGAAGCCAAACUCCAUGACUGGUCAUAAUGUCUACUCCAACCUAUCCUAGACCUCCAUGACUGGUCAUGAGGUCUACUCCAGUAUGUUCUUGACCUCCAUGACUGGUCAUGAUGUCUACUCCAGCAUUUUCUUGACCUUCAUUACUGGAAAUGACGUCUAAUCCAGACUACCCUAGACCUCCAUGACGUCGCAUUCAGCCUAUCCUAGACCUUCAUGAUUGAAAAUUACAUAUAACAGUAUGGCCUGACCUCCAUGACCAGUAUUUGACCUCUUUGGAGAGGAGAAAUUAAGGUUGACGGGGAAUGGCAAAAUUACAUUUCCACUUUUAUCAACAGCUUUUGAAGUUUACAUGGAUUGUCCGAUGUUUGUUAUCUUAUUUUUACAUGAAAGUACAAAUUUUGUUUUUCGUGUUUGAGAAAUGGGAAGAUGUUUAUUUGAAUAAAUAACAUAAAUGAAGAGACUACAUGCAUUAUGUUUGUCGUUAAAAAACAAUGGCUUAAGAGGAACAUCAAUCAAACAAACUGAAAAGAAACAAACUGGAAGAAAUUAAUGAUGUAAUUCGGAUUUAGGAAUUUGGAUUUAUCAUGUAAGUCCUCAUCCUCAUCUACAAAACCGUUUAUCUUGGGUCGGUUCUAGUCAAUAUACACAUAUCCAACAAAACAAAUAUGGCUAGAACAUUUAGAAUCACUUCCUUCCGGAUAAGACUUUUCUUCUGUGGAAGUUUCCUCAACAUGUUUUCUGAUUCAUGUGAUUUGUGUGACUAUGUGUGGACCUUACUUGGUUUAGAUGUGUGUACAUUUGAUUUACACAACUAUUAACCAUUCAAUAUCUUGGUCUUUUGCCAGUGUUCAAAUACACAAACAAUUACACAAAUGUCUUCCUGUUAUAGGGGGUAGGAGAAUAUUUUCUUCCCCCUUCCUUCAUUGGAUGAACAAAGAAAUAGAUUCAAACAAGAGACUAGUUUGACAGAGUUGAAGCCUUCUUGGAGCCUGAUACUUUCAGAAUGACUGAAUCACAGAAUGAUGCAUACCUUACGUCUACAAAAGUUCACUGCCUUAAAAACAUUUCACAAUAGGAUCCUGUUUCGCAUUUCAAUAAAAUUCCACAAUGACAAUUGCGACGCAGCAUGCUUUCUUC